Messenger RNA from Nerophis ophidion (straightnose pipefish), 2364 nucleotides. It is a transcript of the gene nelfe, whose product is annotated as negative elongation factor complex member E. Gene Ontology annotation, biological process: negative regulation of transcription elongation by RNA polymerase II. NCBI's taxonomy places the organism in Eukaryota, Metazoa, Chordata, Actinopteri, Syngnathiformes, Syngnathidae. Gene Ontology annotation, cellular component: NELF complex. The transcript is spliced from 11 exons. Gene Ontology annotation, molecular function: RNA binding. Bases 74 to 1201 code for a protein of 375 amino acids. The record is from RefSeq and is a predicted model, not a curated record.
CAGAACGUCGCCAUUUUUCACGUCAUAUUUGCGCGACUGUGUUUUUGUUCCGGUUAGCUUCUAUGUAGUCAACAUGGUGGCGUUUCCAGUUUCACUGACUGAAGAAGAGGAGGCUUUGCAAAAAAAAUAUGCUAAACUCAAGAAAAAGAGAAAAGCACUGCUUGCUCUUAAGAAGCAGAAUACAACCAACCAGACAAACCAGAGCGGAUUAAAACGCACGCUGUCAGACCAGCCAGUUGUUGACACUGCCACGGCGACCGAGCAAGCCAAGAUGUUGAUCAAGUCGGGUGCAAUCAGCGCCAUCAAAUCGGAGAACAAGAACUCUGGUUUUAAACGUUCUCGCAUGCUGGAGAUUAAACUAAAGGAUCCCGAAAAAGGUCCAGUUCCUGCUUUCUUGCCUUUCCAAAGGAGCGUGUCCACAGAUGAAGUUGAACCUGAGUCUGGAAGGAGAUCCCAGAGGAAGUCGCUGUACGAAAGCUUUGUCAGUUCCAGUGACAGAUACCGGGACGAGGACGACGGGGGCGGCGCCUCCUCCAGCCGAGACAUGGACAGAGACCGCGAUCGAGAGCGGGACAGGGAGCGGGAACGGGACGGCGAACGAGAGCGCGAGAGGGACCCAGAGCGCGAUAGAGAGCGAGAGAGGGACCGUGACAGAGAGCGGGGUCGAGAUAGAGAAGUGGAAAGGGAUAGAGAACGUGACAGGGAACGAGACAGAGACAGAGAAAGAGACCGGGUGAGGGACCGAGAGACAGACAGAGAGCGGGACCGGAGCAGUGAGAGAGAUCGGGACCGUGAAGGUGAAAGAGAGAGGGACGGGUCCUUCAGACGCUCUGAUUCUUAUCCUGAGCGCAGAGUGAGGAAAGGAAACACUGUGUAUGUUUAUGGAUCGGGGCUCUCUGAGGACAGCAUGCGCUCUGCUUUCUCUCAACAUGGCAACAUCAUCGACCUGUCCAUGGACAACCCACGCAAUUGUGCAUUCAUUACUUUUGAGAAGAUGGAGUCUGCAGACCUGGCAGUAACUGAGUUGAACGGGAGCACGGUGGGAGACGUUCACAUCAAAGUCAGCAUCGCCAGGAAGCAGCCCAUGCUGGAUGCUGCCACUGGAAAAUCUGUGUGGGCCUCUUUGGCCGUGCACAACAGCGCCAAAGGCUCUUACAGGGACAAGAGGAACCAGGUGGUGUACAGUGAAGAUUUCCUGUAGCGAAACAAGCAGAUAGCUGUUAUUUUCUCUCCAUUCUUUAGAUUUUGUCUAGGACUGUAUCUGUAAAAAUACUUUUUUUCAUACAUAUUAACUUUUUUUUUGUAAUUACUAGUUCAAUUGUUGAGGUUUUUGUUUUGACUAAUAAAGCAGGCCCAGUAAAAAGUAUUCAUACAGUUAUUUUGGGUGUCAGUACAGGGCUACAGCUUCCAGUAAAAUAUAGUUUACAUAACCAAACGUCCUACAGAUUUUAAAGGGAAAUUUAUGGUAAAAAGAAAAAUUGGGAAAUUGAAGUUAAGCUCCUUUGCUCAAAAAGCUGAGAUAACCAUGUUUGGUUAUGAUAUACAGUACAAGCCAAAAGUUCUCAUUUAUUUUCAUGACUCUUUGUAGAUUGUCACUAAAGCUAACAAAACUAUGAAUGAACACAUUUUGAAGUGAAUUAUAUUUAUAUAGCGCUUUUCUCUAGUGACUCAAAGCACUUUUACAUAGUGAAACCCAAUAUCUAAGUUACAUUUAAACCAGUGUGGGUGGCACUGGGAGCAGGUGGGUAAAGUGUCUUGCCCAAGGACACAACGGCAGUGACUAGGAAGCCAGAACCGGGGAUUGAACCUGGAACCCUCAAGUUGCUGGCACGGCCACUCUACCAACCGAGCUAUACCGAGCUAUAAAUUGUUUUGUAUUCUAGUUUCUUCAAAAUAGCAACCCUUUGCUCUGAUUACUGCUUUGCACCCUCUUGGCAUUCUCUCGAUGAGCUUCAAGGUCAUCUGUGAAGUGAAAACCAUUUCAGGUGACUACCUCUUGAAGCUCGUCGAGAGAAUGCAAAGAGUGUGCAAAGCAGUAAUUAGAGCAAAGGGAGGCUAUUUUGAAGAAACUAGAAUACAAAACAUAUUUUCAGUAGUUUCACCUUUUUUUUAAGUACAUUACUCCACCCACGUGUUCAUUCAAAAUUUUGAUGCUUUCAGUGACAAUCUACAAUGUAAAUAGUCAUGAAAAUAAAGAAAACGCAUUGGAGAAGGUGUGUCCAAACUUUUUGCCUGUACUGUACGUCAUUUCACUUUUGUGAAUGCACUAUUAAAGUCAUCUGUAAUGGCUUUUACUAGCUCUUCUGGUGAAACAGUUCCAUUUGUUUGUUAAAUAAACUUAAAUGUCUUUUUUCCAACUCUAAA